Messenger RNA from Anas platyrhynchos (mallard), 4719 nucleotides. RefSeq names its product Scm polycomb group protein like 2 (gene SCML2). Gene Ontology annotation, cellular component: nucleus. Gene Ontology annotation, molecular function: histone binding; chromatin binding. NCBI's taxonomy places the organism in Eukaryota, Metazoa, Chordata, Aves, Anseriformes, Anatidae. Gene Ontology annotation, biological process: negative regulation of DNA-templated transcription. The record is from RefSeq and is a predicted model, not a curated record.
CGCUGGCGGGCAUGCGCGGUGCCCCCGCAACAUGGCGGCGGCGUGAGGCGGCCGGCGGCGGCGGGAGCCGCUUGAGGGAGGCGGCGCCGCCGCUGCUGCUGCCCCCCCCCACCCCGCAGCCCCGCGCAGAAUAAAACGAAACUGUUGUGCUGAAAGGAAGAAUUAACUGGUCUUUCAACUUCAGCCUUUUUAUUGUGAGAGAGAAGAUCACAGAAGUGUUACCAUGGGGAGAACAGCAGCUAAAGAUUCAAAGAAUAUUAAAAAAGAGAAAGAUGGCAAGAAUCAGCAGGCAAACAACCCGUCUUUAAACAGUGAGCAGUUUAAUUGGGAUGACUAUCUGAAAGAGACUGAAUCAGUAGCUGCCCCUCUGCAUUGCUUCAGACAGUCCAGAAGUCCACCUACGAACGAUUUCAAAGUCGGCAUGAAGCUGGAAGCCCACGAUCCUCGCAACGUUACCUCAGUCUGUAUAGCCACGGUCAUUGGAAUCACUGGUGCCAGGCUAAGGUUGCGGCUUGAUGGAAGUGACAACAAAAAUGAUUUCUGGAGGCUUGUGGAUUCCUCGGACAUACAGCCCAUUGGCACCUGUGAGAAGAAAGGGGGCAUGCUCCAGCCUCCACUGGGAUUCCAGAUGAAUGCAUCUUCGUGGCCGAUGUUUCUCUUAAGAACUCUAAAUGGAGCUGAAAUGGCACCCGCAGCGUUCUUCAAGAAGGAACCACCAAAACCUGUGACAAACUGCUUUAAAGUUGGAAUGAAACUUGAAGCUAUAGAUAGAAAGAACCCGUACUUGAUUUGCCCAGCAACCAUUGGAGAUGUGAAAGGAGAUGAAGUUUUUGUUACGUUUGAUGGCUGGAGAGGAGCAUUUGACUAUUGGUGCAGAUGUGAUUCUCGAGAUAUUUUCCCAGUUGGAUGGUGUAGCUUGACAGGAGAUGCAUUACAACCACCAGGGAACAAUGUUGCCAUUACAAAGAGCAGUGCAAAAAUCCAAUCUUCCCCUUCCAAAGUGACCCGGCGUUCAAUGCAGUCUCCACAGAAAUCUGCUCCAGUACCAGCGCAGCGAGGCAGGAAGCCAGGUCGGGGCAAACCCCCUGGACAGUCUGCAGUUCCCAAGAAGGGCAGGUCUCCUAAAAAUACCCCCCUGACCAAAAGCACCUCUCAUACUGAGAAUCUUAAAACAAGGAAAAAAAGUUUAAAACCGGGAAAAAAGAAAAAAAUCUUCCCAGAACAACUGUCUUCCGCACCACCUUCUCCUCUUUCUUCUCCUGAUGGGGACAGUGGCACUACACAGAUACUUAAAGAUGGAGGUAGUUUAUCUGGUGCAACUGCAGCAGUUAUAUCCACAGUGUGUGUUUAUGUCAACAAGCAUGGAAAUUCUGGGCCUCACCUGGACAAGAAGAAAGUUCAGCAGCUUCCAGAUCACUUUGGGCCGGGUCCUGUCAAUGUGGUACUUCAGCAGGCUGUACAGGCUUGUGUGGAUUGUGCCUACCAGUCCAAGACCGUCUUUGGAUUUCUGAAAUCUGGCCAUCACGGAGGGGAGAUGAUAACUGCUUCCUUUGAUGGGGAGAAGCACGCCAUCAAUCUUCCUUCUGUAAACAGUGCAUCGUUUGUCCUACGUUUCUUGGAAAAACUCUGCCACAGUCUGCAGUGUGAUAAUCUUUUCAGUAGCCAGCCCUUCAGCCCUUACAUGGGAUGUGCACAUAGCCCUACGGAGUAUGACAGGAACAAACCAGCAAAAGAAGAAAUACCUGAAUGCAGAAGUGCAAAACGAUACUCUCAGGACUCUCCACCGUAUACUGCUCCCCUUUCCCCUAAACUUCCCAGGAAUGAUGCUCAUCCAUCUGAAGCAGAAACGUUACCUAUAGAAGAAAACAGCACUUCCAAAGAGCAUCGCUUUUCUGAGGACUCUAUGGAUUCUGCACUUAAUUCAGUAAAUCCUUCCAGCCCGACCUGUCGAAAUUCCACUGAAUAUCGUUCUUCAGGGAGCACAGCAUAUUACAGAAAUUCCUUUCAGCCAGUGACUGCUACCUCAAAUUCAGCCCCUGUCCUGCGCCGGCUCUCCUUGAGCUCUGCUGGGAGCAGCAGUUUCUAUGAAGUCAGUAGGAAUCGAAUACAGAGGAGGAUUGAAGCUGCAAGUUCCACAACUGGACCGGACCUGAAUUCACUAAAAAGGGAACCUUCAAGAAUGUUGAAUAAGGAUCCUUCCACCUGGUCGAUAGAGGAAGUAAUGCGCUUUGUGAAAGAGGCUGAUCCGCAGGCUCUAGCUCCACAUGCAGAACUCUUUAGGAGACAUGAAAUUGAUGGGAAGGCACUACUGUUACUGAGGAGUGAAAUGAUAAUGAAAUAUAUGGGACUGAAGCUGGGACCUGCCCUAAAGUUGUGCUACCACAUUGAAAGACUUAAACAAGGAAAGUACUAGCCAAUGGGGAUACCACAAAGGGUGUGUUCACAUCACACUAAGCUCUCAGGUUAACAGCCAUCACCUUUAUUUAAAAGUGUUUUGUUGCAGAAAUCAUUUGUAUUUUUUGAAGGCUCUCUCAAAAUGUGAAAAAGACGUCUAGGAUAAAGAGGGGAAAAAGAAAAUCUGUAUUACAUUCCAGUAUUUUGUGAACUGUUUCAGAAGGUUUGCAGGGAAGGACUGGACUGCUGGUCACACUGGCUGGGGAGCAGGUUGGUAACAGUGCUGAAAAGCACAUUUAUUCUCCGUUGCAGACUUCAGCCAAUGCAUUUGUAUUCGGAACCAAAACAGCUGAAUCCCAAAGGAAGAAAAAAAACAAAAACAGCAUCAGGUGUUAAUAAUUUGUACAGGGGUGGCUGUAAACUUUUACAUUGUGAGGAAAAUGUAAAAGAGAAGAUCUCAUCUCAGUAGUAACUGCUGUGCCUGGUCCUCCAGCAGAGUCAUACUCAGCUAGGUUUUUCUUCAUAGAUUUCCAUAAAGGGAAUAGCCAUAUGAACAGGUCGGGGGGGAGGGAAGCGUUGUGGAGAAGAGGGUUUAAUACAAAUAUAAGCUUUUAUAAAGUGUGAUUAUCGGUCCUUUGGAAAGUUACAAGGACAAAUGAACAGUGUGUUGUCAAUCUAUGCCGGCGAUAAUAGUUCUGUUUUGUGGAAGAUCAUAUUGGCUGUAUAAACAGCCAGUUCUGGGACCGACAGCUUUGACUGGAACAAUGCAUCCACCUUAUAAACAUUCCAUCUUUUUGCUAAGUUUGGCAUGGAUAUGUGUGUUCACGCUUUUAUAUAUACACGUGUAUGUGUCAGGGAAAUGCAUACUGUAUAUAGUAUGAAAAUACACAUGCACACUGUACAUACGUGUUCAGUCUUUAAUGUACUUUGCACUGUGCCAGAGAGAACUGUACGAUUUCUUGUUUGUUUGUUUUUUACCAGUAAUUUCGGUCACAGUUCUACUUUCAUAUUCAUUAGCACCUGUUUAAUUUGUUGUCCACUCUUGGAGUCAGAAGGUGACAAACAAUCAAAGGGUGGAUUUACUCCUGCAGGCAAAAUCCCUGUACUAUGCAAUACUCCUGGUUAGUCAUCACUGAACUCUGAGCCAUGUAUGCUGGUGUAUUUCUGAAAACACUUGUUUGGUUCUGAUGUUUUGGGCUUAUAUUUCCUUUCAGGAAGUGCUAUUAUGUAAUUGAUAAGCCUGUUUAAGGUAAAAUUGAUGCUGUUUGUGUAAGCUACAAGAACCAGCGGUGAUAAUGAACCAGUUUGUUGUCACUGCCGAUUGUAACAUACAUCAGGGAUAAGAAAAUGUACUUUCUGUGUAGGAAACUGAAUGUACUGUAUGUAAUAGUGCAAGUGAUGAAAGCUAUUUGCUAAGGAAGAUGUAGUCCUAAAUUGGUAGGUUUUAUUAUAUUUCUUAUUGCCUUUUUAUAUGAAACUAUAUAGUAAAAAUGUAUUUUUUAUGAAUCCUUUUGCUGAAAAUGCCUUGUUGUACCAAUACUCUGAUACUCCUCAGGUUUCAGCAGAGAUACUGCUGCAAAAUAACAUUUUUUGUAGCUUGUCUGAGAAUUUUGUUAGUUUAUGUGACUGCAAUGCAAUUUUAAUUUAGCAAGUCGUUCGGGCUUCCAGGCUUGUUUUUAUUAUUCCAUCAUUAGACAUUUGACACUAAAGGUUAUCUCUAUUGAUUUGUUUUGCAUAUCUUUUGUGGUGCGUGUAUGCUUAGAUGAAUAAUACAAGCACGCUCUUUGUAGUAAGAAAAGGUCAGAGCAUUGAUUGGAGAAAGCAUAUUUUCUCUUUGUGUUCGGAAAAUAUUGACUUGAUCAUUGGUAAAACAAUAUGAAAGUUAUAGUUACAUUGUGAGGAAAACAUAAUGCCCCACAUGUUGAGCAUAGCGUUUAAAACUUACUUCUUCUGUGCUUUCUUAUGCUGAAUUUCAGAGUUCUUUAGCUUAAAAGAAGUACUGCUCAUGCAGUUUCACCGACAACAGUUUUAAUUUUUUAACUGCCAUUGGCAUAGGAGAAACAAAGAUGUUUCAAAUUUCCCUUUGGCUUUUAUGGAAUGAGCUUUUUGUACAUGGUACUAUCAUGGGUAUAAAUAUUUGUUCGAGGCUCUGUGUGCGCCCAGGUGCGCAGGGCUUACUGUGAAGUUACAGUGCCAGGGUUUCACCCUGCGCUACAGUGGGUGAGAUUCAUGCGUUCAAAAUGUUGCAGCAGAAUAUAUUUUUUAUUCUUUAUUUUCCAUGGGAUGGCCUUCUCUGUAAACAGCAAUAAAAUAGUUUGUUCAUUG